Molecule: messenger RNA, 228 nt
Organism: Mytilinidion resinicola
Lineage: Eukaryota; Fungi; Ascomycota; Dothideomycetes; Mytilinidiales; Mytilinidiaceae
Exons: 2
Source: RefSeq, a predicted model, not a curated record
UAUAUACUAGUUACGCUGCUCCGGGAUCUAAAAAGUGGGCCUUAUCGGGUAUUACUAGAGUUUACCUUUAAAUUUAUAAAAAAAAAUACCUUUCCUCUUCCUAAAAUUAUAUUUAAUAAGUUCCUUAUUUUUAGUUUAUAUAUUUUCCUUUUUAGAAUACUUUUCUAUAAUAGAGCGUUCGCACUAUAUAAUUUAAUAUCUAAAGAAAAGUUAAGCAGGCUUUAUAUU